Sarcophilus harrisii (Tasmanian devil) is the source of this 2939-nucleotide messenger RNA. It is a transcript of the gene C5H12orf56, whose product is annotated as chromosome 5 C12orf56 homolog. The record is from RefSeq and is a predicted model, not a curated record. Lineage: Eukaryota; Metazoa; Chordata; Mammalia; Dasyuromorphia; Dasyuridae. Bases 178 to 2118 code for a protein of 646 amino acids. The transcript has 13 exons.
GGAGGACGAGCACCUGGCGCGGCGAGGCGAGGCGAGCGCGCGGCGCGGGCGGGGCGCUGAGCCCUCUUCGUUAGUUGGCUCGGUCUGCUGAGCAGUACCAGCCCGGUGCAGUGCCACCGAGGGGCGUUCCGCGCCGCUCACCAAGCCCGGCGUCCGUCUCCGGCCCCGACGCGGUGCAUGGCUGGCUCGGGCCAGGUGGAGUUCCCCUGCCGCAGGAACAGCCGUCUGGAUUACUUCCUGAAGCGGCACCUGCGGCAGGAGGUGUACGAUGCCAUCCGCACCUACGAGCUCUGCAUCGUGGUCUCGGACACCGAGCACAAGACUUUCAAGUACGUGGUGCUCAGCGACAAGUUCAUCUAUGUGACCGAGAACCCGCCCAGAUCCAUUCGAGGGGUCGUGGCCUUCAAGGACGUUCAGGCCAUUGAUCUGAUUGAUGACUAUCCAGAUUUUUUAAAUGGACCAGAUAAAGAAAUUAACCAACACAUUCGCAUAGUUUAUUCUUUAUCCACUUUGAAAAAUUCCUGUGGAAAUGUCAAGGGUGCUAGGAAAUUGCCAUUUCCAUUUCCUUACUUAAAAGUAAACAAAAAAGGCAAGGAAAAGAAUGAUGACCCCUCCUUUCAAUCAUCAGUUGAAAAUAGUAAAGAAUAUGAAAGUAUAAAUGAUUCACUUCUCAGGUACCAUCAGGAGGACUAUUCAGUAGUGCCCAGUGCCUCAACUCUGGAUCACUGCUGUGAGCGUAAAAAGCUUCGUGAUAGUGAUCAGCAAGCCUUUCGACCCUUGCCCAUCCCUUCAGAGAGGAACUGUUUAUCUACUGUAAUCACUGGCGUCUCAGGCAAUAGUCUUUCAUCGGUGACUAAUCAAACAGAAAGUAUUCUAUCCUGUGCAGCAAACAAAAAGGAAUAUCAGACACUAUCAGAUCAGAAAAACUCUCAGAGUGAAAUCCAAUUCAAAUUUAGUGGGAAUGAAAAUGACUUCUACUCUGGAAAUGUCUCCAAUAGCAUUAUUUUACCUUGCAACCCAAAUCUGGAGAAAAAGGAGGCUGAGCUUCAUUUAUAUAUUAUUUCUACUUCUUCAUCCAUUUUUCUACACUUAAAAAGUUCAUGGAAUAAUUACAUCUUAAAAGCUACCCUCUUGCAAGAUCCACUGUAUGCUAGCAAGUUCAAAUCUACAACUGGAUGUCAGAAGCCAUAUAGGUCUGAAGAGAUGAUUAAACUAUUCAGCCAACUGAAAUCUGAACUUUUUCUUAAAGACAAUACAUUAGGACGAAUAGCCUGCUUAACUGCCAAACUUAAAGUAGCAGCUCAGAAAAACUUCAUUUUCAGAAAGCUUUUCUGGAAAACCAGUGACCUGUACUAUUUCUUAGUGAGCAAGCUUCAUGAGUACUUGCCCAAACCUCAGGAUCUUAAUGCACUUCAAAAUAAAAGCCAAAGGGCUAGUCAACUGGAGGCUUGCAUUCAGAUUAUCCAGGCUCUGGGACUGAUGUUCAGAGAAACAGAGACAGAGUUUUCCCGCCUGAACACGUUAGUUGCUAAACGGAGAACAUUAAUUACUCUUUUGAUAAUUUUAAUUACUGAACCUGAAAUUCCCAAAUCUUGUCCUGAGUUUGGUAUUCAGUUUGUCGCUGAUUCAUCUUUAGUAAAGAUGUCCUCUGAUGCUGAGUUACAGAGGCUUUUGUUGGAAUAUACAAAUACAGCAACUGCACUCUUAUAUGAAAUAUUGCUUGUUUCUCUGCAGGGAAAUCUAGGAUUGGAACCUAAGAAGUUUGCUAUCAGUUGGAUAAUGUCCGUUCUGCAAAGUUUCCCACCCACAAUCUCAUUUGUGGCCAGCCUUGUGAAGCAAGUAAUGAAGGAGCUUCUGACUGCCCUGCCACUUCUAAGCCCCUGCCGAGCUGUUCUGUUGUACCAGCAGUUUUACAUCCUCAAGAGCUGCUUACAGCAUAGUAGCAUCCUGGCUGAAUACAUUAGGAACAACCACAAAGAAGAAUUCAGGUACUUUGUUCACAUGCCAACUCUGGAAAAAAGACUCCCAUUGUGUUACCCUAUUACACAGACCACUACUCAGCUUAUUCAUGAAGUUCUGGACCUGAUUGAACAGGAGCACUGUGUGAAAUGUUCAUAGAUAGACACAAGUAGCUUAAAACUUUUAAGAAAUUCACAUUUCCAUUCCUAUUAAAACCAUGCCAGUUACUAAUUUCAAAUCAUGAGCACUCUGUAUUUCACCUUCUAUCAAAACAGAAUCCUUAGGGAAACUAUUUCUCUAUCACAGAAAAGUAGUGGAAUACAUUUUCUCAUAAAUCCAGUAGCACUAGAAACUAUUGGAUUUCUUCAGGAGAGAAAAAAAAAUGUCUCUUUUCCCAUCAACCUUAUGGGAGAUUAUGGCAGAUCUAUGUGAUAUCUGUGUAUUCUAAGAGCUCUCAGAUUUCUACAUUUUGAGGAAUAAAAAUAAAGUCCAUGGAGAGCGAUGCCAAAAAAUAUGAACUGCUCUGUUCUAGUCAGUGGAGUUGAAUGAAAUCAUGAAUGGCACUUGAAGGAGAUUUUUUUUGAUAGACAAAAGAGUGAUUGUUAAAGAAACGUUGACUUAGAAGAGCUCAGCAGCCUCCCAUGCAGCUAUACUUCUCCAACAAUUAAGAUUUCCCUGAAAUCAGUAUUUCAUGGAGAGAUCAGUAUAAGCAUAUGGCUCAUACAGACAUUUGAAAUAUCAAUUAUUAAUAGAAAUUAGAAAGUUAGGAUUACCUAUGUUCUUAAAAAAGGUGGGGUGGGGUGGUAUGCUGUAUUUGCCAUUUGAUUUUAGCCCAUGGUAGACUUUUCAACAAAGUUCCACGAAAAUUUUAUUUUUGGUAAAGGAUUGCCUCUGUGUAAUAAUAACAUUUUCCCCUUUCAACUCUUAAUGUAUUUUUAUGUAUUCAUUGUAUUUGAUACUUUAUGAUAAUAAACUAAUUU